AGGAUGGGCAGAGAUGGACGCAACAGGAAACAGGAACAAAACAAGGCAGAGCUGGGCAUCUCGUGGAGUGAACAGAGGCUGGUAUCUACCUACGGCCACUUCCGGUUGGCCCUCUUAGAGACCUUUGCCCCACCACACCCCAACCCUGACAGCCUGUCUCAGGCAAGACAAGUUUGCUGUCAGCUCUGAGCCACUAGGCCCCACCAGGAGCUCCAAGCCCAGCUGGGUCCCCUUGGAGUAGCUGCUUCAGAAUAGGUAGGGAAAAAACCCAAGCUUCAGCAAUCAAGGGAGCCAUGGAGGACAGAGCUGGUCAGCAAGAGCAAACCAGACCCAGCCCUCGUCUGGAAAAGCUACAGCACUGGGCAAGGCAAAGGCAGAGUGGGAACCUGUUGGUGCUGGCGGUGAGCCAACUAUGGCUGGCAGUGGCUGUGGUGCCCUUGGCUGUCUCAGUUGCCUGCCUGAACUCUGCUUGUCACAUGGCCACAGCACUGCCGCUUGGACCUGGAGCACUGGGUCUCCUCACUGGGAUUGUUACCCUUGAGCUGCGCAGAGCACCCCGCCUUUGGAAGGUGCAGGCCAUGAUGAUACUCAACACCAUCGAUCUGAUCUUGGGCUUCAUCGUGGUGGUGGUUGAGGUGAUGAAGACAGCCUUGGGGUCUGCAGCGACUGCUUCCUCCCAGGUACCGCUGGACGGCUUGUUGGUGCUGGAGCUCAGUGCUGAGGCUUUCACCCUAGGAGGAGUGCUGGUCUCAGCAUAUUCCCUACUCCUGCUAAGCCAGAGGAAGCCAGGAUGCUGCAGGAGACAGAGUCUGCACUACCGGGAGCUGCAGCAGGGUCUCUCUGAGUUGGAGGAAGUUACUGAUUUGGAGAAUGGUCCCGCGGUGGCUAGCACAGCAAACCGAACAACUGCAUGAGAUGGCAAGGCAAGCGGGCAAGUGCUGCUCUCCUACCCUGUGGGAGCGUUCUCCAGACCUUACUGCACCCCACCAAACUCAGAAAAGAGAUGGAGGCCCUGGAGACCUACGUGCAAUCCAGUGGGGAUGCCUUCAAUUUCCACUCAGACUAGGACCCUUUCUCGUCUAGGGGAAGCUAUACGUCGACCAGAUUCUCCCCUCACCUCAUUGCCCUGAAAAGCUGCCCCCCUACAGGCCAUCCUUAGGCUAACUUUCAGCUUUCCCCCUCCCUUCCAUCCUUACCCACCCCCAUCCCAUAUAGUUUCAUAUCUUCCUCUUCUCACUAUGUCUCUUCUUUCCACCUUUCAUAAUCCCAUCCCACUCCAAAGCCCAGGUUCGCAUACGCGGCGACUCUCUGAGAUCAAUCCACGGGUGGUUUUAGUUCUCCCCCUCCGACUGGUUCCGUACUCCGGCGGAGACUACAAGUCCCAUGAUGCCCCGCACCCCCCGCGGCCUGCUGGGAAAUAAAAAGCCUUUUCUCCGCGGUGA
Molecule: messenger RNA, 1442 nt
Organism: Pipistrellus kuhlii (Kuhl's pipistrelle)
Lineage: Eukaryota; Metazoa; Chordata; Mammalia; Chiroptera; Vespertilionidae
Gene: TMEM253
Product: transmembrane protein 253
Exons: 7
Coding region: 294-914 (206 amino acids)
Source: RefSeq, a predicted model, not a curated record